UAUUCUGAUCUGCGGAUCAGCUGGGCGAAGCAAUAACAUCACAAACAAUAUCUGCUGAAAAAACCACACAAGCUGCAGAUGCUACGACUGAAACGUCGUGUAAAUCAGAACUUACACGCAGAUUUCUUCUAAGAAGAAAGACUUUUUCAUUCUUUUGUGAAUUUACUACCUCAUAUAAAAAGAAUACCUAAAGCUAUGCUUUAAGAUCUUUUGUUGUUUUUAAUUGUGUGGUCGUCGCGUUUACAACUUGAAUAAUUUUGCAGGUAAGCCAGAUCUUUGCACCAAGUGAGACCUUAUAUUAUACUGCGCCUUCUCUGAGACUCAAAAAAGGCCAAUACACCUGUGAUCAACCUGCCACCUGUUACAUCACUGAAAAAAAACAACAACAUUAGUAACUAUAGUUAAUAAAACAGCUAUUUAAAAACCUUCUAAGGCAGCUAUCCCUCAGGAAACAAAAAACUGUGACCUUUGACCUCCGAGGCAGUCAUGUUCCAGCGGAUCAGCAGUUUGUUCUUUGGAAGCGUGGAUGAAGUUACUCCAGAGCUGAAGGGACCAAAGCCCUGUGUGAGUGAGGCUGAUGAAGAAGGAUGGCUCCUAGUCAAUCUGCACGGUGAGGAUGGGCCAGAGGCAGCUUCAGUAGCAUGUGCCCGUCCCCGCAGUGAAUAUCAUGCAUCUCCGAAAAGUGGCCCCUCUCCUCCUACCUGCAGAAACCGCAGAACUAGAGCAGGCAGAAUACAGGCAGCACAUCCUUUCCCCAAUUCCAUCAGCUCUCCUCCUGACCCAACCUCCUUCUCUCACCUUGAGUCAGUAGAAGUGAAUGUGUUGUUAAGCGAGCGGGGCUCGUGCUCCUGUAGUGACUGCAGCAUGGAUGAGAGCUGGUUUGUCACCCCUCCCCCCUGUUUUACUGCAGAGGGAGCCACAGCGGAGGCCAGCCCCAUGGAGGACCUCCUCAUCGAGCACCCCAGCAUGUCUGUGUACGUCUCACCUGGCCCUCUCCCUGCGGUGGAAGAGAGCACUACUAGUCUGGCUGGCAGUGUCAGCAGGAUGUCUGAAUCAGCAGUGCCCGCUGUGACCAGGAGCAGCAUGCCCACACGGGUGACCCGAGGAGCAGCCGCACAGGCAGGUGCCCUAGCUAAAGUCACCCAAGUCUCCAGGGUCCAGAAGGCCAAAGCCCGCACUGAGCGUCGCCACCUAGCACGCAACCGCAUGCAGCGCCAAAACCGUGUGCGUGAACAGGUCCAACGGCGCACAACCCACACCCGCAACUCCUUCCUGCACCAACCGUGCCAGCGCAACUUCUGCCACUGAGGCAUUAAAGUUUACAUAGAGGGCAUUAUUACACACCCCAAGAAACCCACACCUCCCAAUGAAUCCCCUACCUUCUCAACUGACCUAUAAAGUCCUUCUUUUGCUUUUACUGGUUUAAUGUCCAUGUUGUUAUUCAGUUUCAUAUUAAUUAGGUUUGUCUUUGAGCACAAGCCAGUUUAUCUAUAUCCUCUUUCCACUCUUAUCUGGAAGCCCACCACCAAGCACAAUUACUCUAAGACGAUUCAAAUAUUUGCUUAAAUGCCCAUGUACCUCCACUGACACCUAAAUCAGUUUCCCUACUGGGAAUAGAGCUGAAAAGGAGACACGUGUAAACUCUGUAUCUUUACAUACAUCCUACAUGUAUAACAAUGACACUUCAGGUACAUUGGCACUGUUCGUUGAAAUGUAUUGAGGAUAAUUUUCAAAAAGAAAGAACCAACUACUGAAUGCUUCACAGAAAUAUGACUCUAAUAUUUCCAAAAGAGAUUCAUACCUAGUAACGUCACAUUGGAAAAUUUGGACUACAGCAAUGAAAAGGUCACUUAAAGGCAACAAGAAUGAAAAGUAUGUAGAUAAAGGUGUAAGCAAGAAUAGUAAACGGAUAAAAAGCAGCUGAGAGUUUGCAGAACAAGACAAAUCUUGCUAGGUGUGUUUGUAAAGAGGUCAUUUCAAAGUAGAUUUUGCUGUCUGAUUUUCAUCAUAGUGGUGCUAACUUUGUGGUAAUUCAACCCCCAAACAAUUUCCUUUAAUUGCUUGCUAUUAUAUGACCUCUGUUCCUAAAACUAGUGAGCUGUCUUCUUAAACAGCAUUUAGGAAACACCUUUUGUAGGUGUGUUUCCGCAAAGGCAGUAUCCUGCCAAAAGAAGGCAGUUCCAGUAAAGAAAUUUGAUGGUGGAGAAAGCGGGCACUGUCAAUUCUGUACAUACUCUGAAUGGGAAAAAAUACCCCAGUGUAUUUAAAAAUAGAUAUUUUCACCCAAUAUGUAUGUGUGCUAUGAAUUUGUGCUUAUUAGAGCGUUGCCUUGCAUUAGCUUAGCAACGUGCUAACAUCAAACUAUUGGAAUCUGUAACUGUAAGCAUCAAAGCUCUUGUGCACUUUAGAACUCAUUCAGUACCAAAAUGUAUAGAAAACAGCUUAGCAACAUGUCACCAUCAAAGUAUAUUGAAAUCUAUUUUAAGAGUCUUUUGAGGCAGCUUAAGGAAUCUAGCUCACUAGAUUUUAAAACAGAGCCUUCAGGUAAGCUGAGGUAGGGUCCAUCAUGGAUAGUACUCAUACUAUGCCAACAACACAUUACUUAGAAGACUCAUUAUUAUUUUUCAGGGAAGCUGAAGUAUAGCUCCCUGUCAAUAUCAGAUCUAAUAGGAAGUGAUAACAGGAGUAUCAGGGCAAUGUGCAAUGACUUUACAGGUCACAUGAUCAACAUAUAGAACUGAGGAGAGGUUCCAAUAGGCUAUAGAUAUAAUUGCCUUUAGAAUGUGCAGGAUAGUAUAGAUUGUGACUCUUUAUUUGCUUCAUGGAAGAUUGCGGAUGUGUGAAUCUAACAAAACACAUCAAGAUGGCUGCAAAAUACAAUUGCUAUUGAAUUUGGGAUACCUUUGGGAUGUCUUCGUGAGAUUGACCUGAUGCUCUACAAAAAAAUCACUGUCCCUUCAUGUGUUUGUCCAUUGCAAAGUUUUGAAGUUUUGUAGCUCAAAAGUUCCCCAUCCAGCACUUAAUGCUUAUGUGAGAAAUCACUGUGACCACAGAGACAAAGAACGAAAAUGUUUCCCAUGACCAUUUCUCUGUUUGUCACAACAUCCGUUUUCAGACGAUGUCAUUAUUUGCAUUUCAUCAUACCUCUUAAAUACUGAUUAUACGAUUGUGCUUUCAUUGUAUACUGAUGUCUGUCUGUCAGAGGUUGCUGCAGGUCUCUCUUUUGACGGACCCAGCACACAUGCACUCACACUAACGCAUUCGUCCAAGCCUGAAAUGUGCUCUUCCUUGAUAGUCAGCUCUCGGCACAUUUACAGGAAAUGCGUCCACCACAUUGUGAUCUAUCUUAUAUGUGUAUUCAGUAAUGAAUAGACUAAUAAUGGUGCUGAAAGUAUAUAAUUAUAUGACUGUUUGUACAUUUUUUUUUUUUUUUUUUUUUUUUUUUUUUUUUUUUUGAGAUUUUAAGAAGUUUGCACUGUCUUACGUUUUAUGGAGAAUCAUGGUAUUUAGCAGUAUGCUGUUUUUGUUUGCAAUGGUGAAUGAGAUGCCAACAUGCAUGAGUUGGGGAAAAAAGCUACCGAUAGAGGUAAACAAUUAGUUGCAUUUAAAUGUAUAUAACUGCAAACUAUUUACAGUUCAGUGUUUGCAUUUUGAAACAUCACCUUCCUGUUCUCAUGGUAUCGUUUAACCGUAUGUUGCUCCAAAAACUUGAGUACAUUUACUUCCGCUGGGUAUUUUAUGAUACGAACCAACAUUUGCCAUGUUGUCAAUACCAUCGUUGGGCUGUUUUUGCAUUAAGAGGAUUUGAUUUUACAUGCAAUUUUCUUUUAUUUCUUCUGUCAGUAAGAAUUCUUCUUGUAGUCUUUCCUAUCACCUGCCAAAAUCUGUAAAACUAUUAUUGUAGUAGGCUAUCUAAAGCUAUCUGUUAACAAAAUAAUGUAAGUAUAAUGUAAAUCUAAAUAUGCUUUUAUUUCUUUCUUUAUUUGCAUCAGACUGUUUCUACAUCAUAUUGACUCCACAGAGAGUGCAGUACGAAUGUCAGUGGUGUAUCUAGGAAAAUCCAAUGCCUGUAGCCUUACAAGGGUCCUUAACAUCGUCCACUUGAAGGUCCUCUUCUAUUUACAUUGUUUCUUUGUGUUAGAUGAAGUGGACAAGGCAAUAUCGCGUAAUGAACAGUCAGUGAUCUCCACCCGCUGAACAGAUUUACCGCUGUUGUUCAGCGUAACAGCUGGGCACUCUGUGUUAUUUUUCAUUAUGUGUGUGUGUGUGUGUGUGUGUGUGUUCACCAUAAUUCAUUUAAUUUGUGGGACUAGAAUGAUGUUCGUUAGACCUCAUGAGAGGCUGGUGGAAGCGAUAAUUAUUUGUGUUUUAAUAGAGGGUUGACUGAAAACAUGAAAUGAGAAAAGACAACAAAAAUAAAUAUGCUUGUAUUUUUUUCCUCAUAUUGUUAUUAGAAGAGAUGUUCACCUUAGUAACAAAGUACAAAUAGAGUAUUAAAAAAUGACUGGUGUAUAUGA
Labeo rohita (rohu) is the source of this 4517-nucleotide messenger RNA. RefSeq names its product tumor protein p53-inducible nuclear protein 2 (gene tp53inp2b). Gene Ontology annotation, cellular component: nucleus; autophagosome. The transcript is spliced from 4 exons. Gene Ontology annotation, biological process: positive regulation of DNA-templated transcription; autophagosome assembly. The coding region runs from base 487 to 1308 and encodes 273 amino acids. The record is from RefSeq and is a predicted model, not a curated record. Lineage: Eukaryota; Metazoa; Chordata; Actinopteri; Cypriniformes; Cyprinidae.